UUACAGCUUCAAGUUCUUGCAAACUUCCACAUUCACAUCUGCACGCCGCACGACACUCUCUGUCGGUCAGCAUGAAUUAUCCACUGGUGAUUCUGUUUUGUGUGGGACUUCUACACCAGACUGCGAGGGCCGUCCGUAUGGAUAAACUAGCAGACAACAAGAUUUGUGGAGAUGCAGAAUGCUCAUAUGUUCUCUCGAUGGCCACAGCCCUGGAUGACUUCAUAGCUCCUGACUGCAGAUUCAUCAACAUCAAGAAGGGUCAGGUGGUCUAUGUGUAUUCUAAACUCGUACCAGAGGAGGGCGCCGGAGUCUUCUGGUCUGGAAGUGUGUAUAGUGAGCGGUAUGUGCACCAGAUGGGCAUCAUUGGAUACUUCCCUGCAACGAUGGUGAAGGAGACACACAAGUUUGCAGAAGACACAGUUUUGAUUCCCACAACUAGCACUGACUUCUACUGUGAUUAAGACGUGACAGACUGAAACCUCUUUCUUUUCAACUCUUGCUUUAUAGUAACUCUGGCUUUUAUAAAGGAGAGUAGUCUAAGAGUAGUGUAUCACACUAUGUCCCAUUACAUCCCGUGGUGUCGUCUCCAACUGGAAGGAAAAUCCAGAUGCCCUCAGCCCUCCAUAGACCCAUAGUUUGACACCUAUAUAUUUUGCUUUGUCUUAACAUGCCACUUUGCUCAAUAAACCCUUUUUCAUGUCAA
This is a messenger RNA of Sebastes umbrosus (honeycomb rockfish), 703 nucleotides long. Its product is annotated as otoraplin-like. Gene Ontology annotation, molecular function: protein binding. Lineage: Eukaryota; Metazoa; Chordata; Actinopteri; Perciformes; Sebastidae. The record is from RefSeq and is a predicted model, not a curated record. Gene Ontology annotation, biological process: cartilage condensation. The transcript has 4 exons. Bases 72 to 461 code for a protein of 129 amino acids.